CCGUGGUCACCCACAAGCAGAGCCAGCCACCGUUGCACAGCACCGGGAUGAUUUUUCCGUGAUAAAGGCAAAGCUCCACUAUAACAUUUUAAAAGAAAACCCGUUUUUCCCAUACACGUGGGGGUAAUAAUUUGUGAAUUAUGUGACUCAUAUAAUGGUUUGUCCUUUGUUUUCUACAAAAUGAUUAUACAUAUAAGCUUAGUGUUUUGAACUCUUUGAUCUUUUUCUCCGCAUCCCCACUGGCAUCUGAACGGGUUCCCUGUUGGUUGUAUUGGAGCUGUGGGAGAGCUGGCGUGCCUCUUGGGUGCUGGUGGGUGCCCAGGUUGUUCCCUCGUGCUAAGGAUGAGACCUACGACUUCCUGCUGUUUUCCUUCUCUCCAGCUGGCUGGUUUCCACCGGAGGGAGAGCUUGCCGGGCUUGUGGCUGUGGGAAUCAAAGCACAGUCCGGCAGCGUGAUCUCUAAAAAGUAGAAGACCACUUUUGUAAAAUCAGCUCUUGCCAACAGAGGAGGAAUGUGAUGAAGCACCAUAUAAACAAAGGUUGAGACCAUGGCAGUACCGUGGAGCAGUGGGACACCAGCCCAAGCACCGAGAACAUUUGGAGCUGUAGUGAACCCUGGCAGGUGUUGCGAGGCCUAACCUUUCUGAGGUUGUGUCAGAAUGGAACGUGAGUGCAUGGAGAAAAUCAACCAUUACUGUCAAAAGCAAAAAUUUACCCUGGCUUAUACUGAUGUCGGAAUGACUGGCCCAUCUCAUGAUCCUGAGUUCACAGUUGUGGUUAAAAUAAAUGGUGUAGAAUAUGGCAAAGGCACUGGUAAAAAAAAGAAGGAAGCAAAAGCAGUAGCAGCAAAAAAAACCUGGGAAAUGAUUGAGAAACAGCCAGAGAGUCCUUCAAAUACGAAAGCUGCAGAAUUAAUGACAACUCAAGUGACCUUAUUACCUGCAACAGGCAGUGAUUAUGUCAGCCUACUAAAUAUAUAUUCACAAAAGAUGUUACAAAUAGUUGAUUAUCCUAACAAAGAACGUACAGGAGAUGCCCAUGCUCCCAGGUUUUCUUGUAGCUGUACAAUUAGUGGCAUUGUGUAUGGAAGUGGCACUGGGGCUUCUCUAGCUGCUGCAAAACAAGCUGCUGCAAAACAAGCCUUUGAGAAGCUAAAUAAGGAAAACACUCUAACAAUGGGAAGUAACAAAUCUAAUGGCAGUUCUGCAUUUAGUGAGCACAGUAAUUCCCCUGAAGUGCCAACUCAAUCUGAUUUAGAUAACAGCAGUAUUUGCUUUGAAGACUCAGCUCCAAAGUUAGGAGAAAAAAUGAAAGAUGUGGCAGUAUGUCAAAAGCCUUCACCUCCUCAGAGAGAUGCACAAGGUUCUGCCUUGAAAUCCAGAAGAAAAUUGGCAGCUAAUUUGUAUAAUGCAAGAAAUAAGGAAGAGAAAAAAGAGAUGUUGGAUUCAGAUGAAAGUUUGUCAGACUGGGACACAAAUACCAGUGAGGAGAAUGGAAGUCCAUACACUGUGAAUAAAAGAUUUCUUGAGAGUUUUAAAAACAUAGAGCCUAUUGGUGAAGGUGGUUUUGGGAAUGUUUUCAAAGCAACAGGGAAGCUUGAUGAGAGAGCCUAUGCAGUCAAACGAGUUCACUUCACAAAGAAUGUAAGGCGUGAAGUAAAAGAACUUGCAAGACUUGACCACGAAAACAUAGUGCGGUAUUAUUGUAGCUGGAAAGGGUAUGACUGUGUAACUUCUCCAAACUCAAGGCAGGAGUCAGGCCAAGAAGUUAUCUGUCUUUUCAUCCAAAUGGAAUUAUGUGAACAAGGGCCACUGGAAAACUGGAUUGAAAAGAAUAGACAAGACCGAAAGUAUCAUGAAAUGGCACAAAACAAAUUUUUACAAAUACUGAAAGGAGUGAAAUAUAUUCAUUCUAAAGGGUUAAUUCAUCGAGACCUCAAGCCUCAGAAUAUAUUCAUAUCACACGAAGAUAAAAUAAAAAUAGGCGACUUCGGUCUUGUGACUUCUGUGGCGUAUGGGACUCUGACUGAGAACAGAGGAACAAAAUCAUAUAUGGCACCAGAACAGUUCGGGGACACAUAUGGAAAAGAAGUAGAUAUUUAUGCAUUGGGAUUAAUUUGGUUUGAAAUUCUUUCGGCAUUCAGUUGUCAUGAGAAAAUUAAGGUAUGGCCUGAUGUUAGAGAAGGUCAACUUCCAGAGAGCUUUACCAACCAGUUUCCAACAAAGGCACCCAUAAUCAAAAAGAUGCUUUCAAGAGACUCUUCAGGAAGAUACUCUGCAUCUGAAAUACUUGCAUUUUUUAAGUCUGUUGAUAAAAACAACGCACUGAAAACUCAUACUCAGUAAUUGCCCUUUUAAAAGGCUUUCAGGUUGUGUUUAAAUCCAGAGUUUCAUAUUUGUUUGAUGAAAUAACAGUAACUGUCAGAAGCAACAGCAAGACUUAGGAUAUGUCUUUUUUGUGGUGUUUUGCCUUCCUGCCAUUGAGGAGCUCAUCAGCCAAAAUGGUCACGUCACCAUUCACACCCAUCAGCUGCAGACCAGGACAGUGUACUUCUGCAAGCAAUCACUUCAGACUUUUACCUGGAAACAGAGGCUGUGGAUGAGCUGAACUACAUUGUACAACAAGUACAGGAACAUAGUCCUUGUCUCCUAGCAGAUUAAGUUGAUGUGGUGCUAACUGCCCUGUGGCAAAUACCUGUGUGCAUGCUCUUAACAUGUGCUGCAUCCAUUAUCAGUUGAGGUUACCUAUUGUUUUCCACUGAACAAGUGCUGUCUUGUGGUAUGACUCAAAUGUUUCUGAUUUGUUCAGUGAUGUUUUUAAUAAUUACUAGUAUGUUCCAAGUAACACUAAGAUGAGUUUUUGUAGAAAAGAUGCGAGGAAUAGGUGGGGGUUAUUCUUCACAGAAUUUCAGUUCCUUAAGGUGAACUUUUCAACACGCCUGUUGAACACCUAGCACCUUCAAUGCUCUAGAACUUAAAAAUACAUACUUUUAAAGCAAGCAUUCCUUGCAAAAUUAAAUGUUAAGUAUUCAGCUUCUAGAAAAGCUAGUUUAGAUUUGUUCUAAACUUUUGGAAACCUUAGGUGUUGAGUUUUUGGGUUUCUUUUUCUGAAAGGAACACUUAAGGUGCUCUUAAUAUAGCAAUAUUCUCCAGCUUCCUGGGUAGUAACCAUUUGAAAUCCUGUGCUGAGAGAGCACCUUAAAUGUUCUCUCCCAUGCCGCUAGAUUUUAGCACCUUAUUGUAACACUGAGGCAUAUGUCAGACCCUUAACAAGCGUACUGAAUACCUCUGACUUUACUGUCAGACCAACAAAAGGUAACAGCAAUUUGCCUCUUACUCUUUAGUGAUAUACUUCAAAAACUUUAGACUUGCCUGGACUGAAAGAAUUGUGUGUGUGGUGGUGGGGAGCAGGCAGAAUAGAAAGGCAUAGUAGUCCUUCAGAUGCUUGUCUCUGAGCUGUAUCUUGUCAAACUAUUAAUUGCUGUGGAGCCCACAUAGCUCCAUAAAGGCAAAUGAGCAGAUACUUCUGAGCAGGAAAAUGGGUAUUAAGAGUAGGUACUGGAUGCUUUUUCUGAAAUGUUAAAUUGGUUAAAAGUGAGUGCUUGGUUAAAAGGAAUAAUAUAAAUCAAUGCACAGUAAUUUUUAUAUUCUUACGGUAAUUAUUGCUGAUCUGCUGCAAGUAUUUGUUGCUAAGUAAGAACCUUGUAAGAAUACAUCCAUUUGUAAGGCCUGAAGUUACUUUUUUUCUCCUUAUCAUGAGUCACAAAUACAUAAUGCAUUUUACUA
This is a messenger RNA of Tyto alba (common barn owl), 3785 nucleotides long. RefSeq names its product eukaryotic translation initiation factor 2 alpha kinase 2 (gene EIF2AK2). The record is from RefSeq and is a predicted model, not a curated record. Gene Ontology annotation, molecular function: protein kinase activity; ATP binding. Bases 660 to 2345 code for a protein of 561 amino acids. NCBI's taxonomy places the organism in Eukaryota, Metazoa, Chordata, Aves, Strigiformes, Tytonidae. The transcript has 18 exons. Gene Ontology annotation, biological process: protein phosphorylation.